Messenger RNA from Oryza sativa Japonica Group (Japanese rice), 2474 nucleotides. RefSeq names its product beta-hexosaminidase 2. The record is from RefSeq and is a predicted model, not a curated record. Gene Ontology annotation, molecular function: beta-N-acetylhexosaminidase activity. NCBI's taxonomy places the organism in Eukaryota, Viridiplantae, Streptophyta, Magnoliopsida, Poales, Poaceae. Gene Ontology annotation, cellular component: membrane. Gene Ontology annotation, biological process: glycosaminoglycan metabolic process; carbohydrate metabolic process.
CAAGCAAAGCUAAACGGCAUCAUAAAUUACAAGGCCAGCAUCGUAUGAAACGCAAUCCAAAUCCCAAGAUUUAAGAAACAGAUUGUUGGACAGAAAGAGGUUGAGGAUACAGACGAAUGCUAGAGACAGUUAUCCAUGAAAGAGCGCCAUUUGGAUCUUUGUAGUAAGCAGCAGGCCGUCCAAUAUACGAUACCCAGUACCUUUCACUACAUGGCAAUACACGAAACAAUGUAAAAAUACACUUGUAUUUAUACAAAACCAUAUUUAUCAUCAGUCUAGUACAUGUCCACCAAUCAGGGGGUGCAGCUCCGAUUAGCGGCUCAAGCUAAGGCAGCCAUGGCAACCAAGAACGGUGGUUUUGUUGCGUUGCUGCUGCUGCUGUCGUUCUUGCUGAGCUCGCCGCUGCCGGCGCGAUGCGACGCGCCGCUCCCCGUCAAUGUCUGGCCCAAGCCGACGUCCAUGUCGUGGGCGGAGCCCCACAUGGCCGUGCGUGUCUCGAGCUCGUUCCACGUCGUCGCCCCGUCCGGGAACGCGCACCUCCUCUCGGCGGCGCGGCGCUACGCCGCGCUGCUCCUCGCCGAGCGGUACCGGCCCCUCGUGACGCCGGCGGUGAACGUCACCGCGGGCGGCGCCGGCGCCGGCGCGGCGGGAAGGGGAGCCGAGCUGGGGUACCUGACGCUCGCCGUGUCCGACCUGCACGCGCCGCUGCAGCACGGCGUGGACGAGUCGUACGCGCUGGAGAUCCUCCCCGCCGGCGCGGCGGCCACGGUGACCGCGGCCACGGCGUGGGGCGCCAUGCGCGGCCUCGAGACGUUCUCGCAGCUGGCGUGGUGGUGCGGGCGGGAGCGGGCGGUGCUGGUGGCCGCCGGCGUGCGCGUCGAGGACCGGCCGCUGUACCCGCACCGCGGGCUGAUGCUGGACACCGGGAGGACGUACUUCCCCGUCGCCGACAUCCUCCGGACGAUCGACGCCAUGGCGGCGAACAAGAUGAACGUGUUCCACUGGCACAUCACGGACUCCCAGUCGUUCCCCCUCGAGCUCCCCUCCGAGCCGGCGCUCGCCGAGAAGGGCUCCUACGGCGACGGCAUGCGCUACACCGUCGACGACGUUAAGCUCAUUGUCGACUUCGCCAUGAACCGCGGCGUCCGCGUCGUGCCAGAGAUAGACACACCCGGCCACACGGCGUCGUGGGCCGGAGCUUACCCCGAGCUGGUGUCCUGCGCCGGCGAGUUCUGGCUGCCCGACGCGUCUGACUGGCCCAGCCGACUUGCCGCCGAGCCGGGCGCCGGCCAGCUCAACCCGCUGGAGCCCAAGACGUACCAGGUGAUGUCCAACGUCAUCAACGACGUCACCUCCCUCUUCCCGGACGGCUUCUACCACGCCGGCGCCGACGAGGUCACGCCGGGGUGCUGGAACGCCGACCCGUCCAUCCAGCGCUACCUCGCCCGCGGCGGCACGCUCAGCCGCCUCCUCGAGAAGUUCGUCGGCGCGGCGCACCCGCUGAUCGUGUCCCGGAACCGGACGGCGGUGUACUGGGAGGACGUGCUGCUGGACCAGGCGGUGAACGUGACCGCGUCGGCGAUCCCGCCGGAGACGACGAUCCUGCAGACGUGGAACAACGGCGGCAACAACACGAGGCUGAUCGUGCGCGCCGGGUACCGGGCCAUCGUCUCGUCGGCGUCGUUCUACUACCUCGACUGCGGCCACGGCGACUUCGCCGGCAACGACUCCGCCUACGACGACCCGAGGAGCGACUACGGCACCAGCGGCGGGUCGUGGUGCGGACCGUACAAGACGUGGCAGCGGGUGUACGACUACGACGUCGCGGGCGGGCUCACCGCCGAGGAGGCCAGGCUGGUGGUCGGCGGGGAGGUGGCGAUGUGGACGGAGCAGGUGGACGCGGCGGUGCUCGACGGCAGGGUGUGGCCGAGGGCGUCGGCGAUGGCGGAGGCGCUGUGGUCGGGCAACCGCGACGCCACCGGCCGGAAGCGCUACGCCGAGGCGACCGACCGGCUCACCGACUGGCGGCACCGGAUGGUGGGGCGAGGGGUCCGCGCGGAGCCCAUCCAGCCGCUCUGGUGCAGGAACCGCCCGGGAAUGUGUAACUUGGUCCGGUGAACCACCCGGCAACCGACCCGUAUACGUGCGCUCAACUAUCACAGCAACUGCUACCAUAUCAUAACGAUGUGUUGGAGUUGGAGAAACUAAAGUGUGAGUUCUGGAUUUUUUUUUUUGGUUGGUUUUAUUUAUUUGUCAUUGUGCGAGAGGGGAGAAUACUUCUGCUACUGCUGCUGCUGCUACCAAUUUAUUUGUUUUUUUAUUUUGAGUAAUGUGAAGUGGACGGCAUGUUAUGUUAUUGUGUACCUUGAAAGCCGGCUUUUAUCUUAUCAUGGGGCCGGUUCCGAAUUUCCAACGCAUUGGUUGUACUGUUCGAUUUGAUUAAAGUAGUAUUAUAGAGGAGAGUGUUGAUGCGA